This is a messenger RNA of Dromiciops gliroides (monito del monte), 1514 nucleotides long. RefSeq names its product ribonuclease P/MRP subunit p40 (gene RPP40). Gene Ontology annotation, cellular component: multimeric ribonuclease P complex; ribonuclease MRP complex. The record is from RefSeq and is a predicted model, not a curated record. Gene Ontology annotation, biological process: tRNA 5'-leader removal; tRNA 3'-end processing; endonucleolytic cleavage in ITS1 to separate SSU-rRNA from 5.8S rRNA and LSU-rRNA from tricistronic rRNA transcript (SSU-rRNA, 5.8S rRNA, LSU-rRNA). Gene Ontology annotation, molecular function: ribonuclease MRP activity; ribonuclease P activity. The transcript is spliced from 8 exons. The coding region runs from base 51 to 986 and encodes 311 amino acids. NCBI's taxonomy places the organism in Eukaryota, Metazoa, Chordata, Mammalia, Microbiotheria, Microbiotheriidae.
GCGGUCAUCGGCUCGUAAAAUACAAAUUUACGGCCCGGAGUGUUUCGCAGAUGACCAUGUCUACCUUGCGCAGGCUGCGGGAGGCGCCACGACACUUGCUGGUAUGUGAGAAGUCCAACUUCGGCCAUGUCAAGUCCCGGCACCGGCAGCACGUGGAGACGCACUACCACAACUACAGGGUAUCAUUUCUGAUUCCUGAAUGUGGGGUAUUAUCAAAAGAACUGAAAAAUCUUGUCAUGGAUUUUGGACCAUACUACUUGGUGAAGGAUUUACCUCUUCAUGAAUUAAUUGCACAAGAGUUCAUCAAUAACUUUGUGAAAAAAGGUUCCUGUUAUGCCCUAACAUACAAUACAAAUAUCGAUCAAGACAAUACUGUUGCCCUGUUACCCAAUGGAAAACUCAUUUUGUCCCUGGAUAAGGACACUUAUGAAGAAAUUGGACUUCAAGGUCGCCCAUCUCAGUACUCUGGCAGAAAAGUCAUGAGAUAUAUUGUUACCCUUGAUUUGAUGGAUCCGUCCUUCAAUCCUGAGUCUAAGAAGUAUAAAAGAGCAUCUUGGGCCUUGAAUGAAAAGAAACCACUGGAAUUCAGUUUCCUUUUGGCUUGGCAUCAUGAAGGUACAGAAGAGUCAACAAUCACAUCAUACUUUUCCAAAUACCAAAUUCAGGAGCAUCAGCCAAAAGUAACAUUGAGCACAUCACGAGAUCUUCAGUGUCCUUUGCUACAGAGCGGAGCACUUGAAGGAAAGCCUGAAGAAUCAUGUGGUGCAGCAGAACUCUUUGACUGGCUUGGUGCUGUCUUCAGCAAUGUGGAAUUAAAUAAUCACGCAUUCAGUUUUGUAUCAACCUAUUGCUGUCCUCAGCCAAGUGUAUUGGUGGAAAAAGCUUACUUGUGCACAAUUACUGGCUUCAUAGUCUCUGAGAAGAUACGCCUGCUACUGGAACAGCUGUGCUGCAAGGCAGGCCAAGCCAAGACUGGGAGCUGGUAGACCAAGGACUGCAUAGGACAAUGAACCAGCAAAUCCCUGCAGCUUGAAGAGAGCCAACUUUGUGGUUUGUUUGUGUGAACUGAGAACUGAAAGGAUGAACUAAAUACUGUACCCUCGUGUCUCAGGCAAUUAAAAGAAGGCAGGAACACUGGGCUAGGGUCAGCAUUAAAGGAUUUGUAUUUCACUGGAGGGAGCAGACAAAAAGCACCAGUGAGAAGAUCAACUUUAGACACACUGUAUGGUUGUGAUUGGUGAUCCAAUGAUCAAGGUGAAAUUCCUUUUGAUUUGGUUCAAAAUGUCCUGUUGGGUAUGAAUUGGAAAAUAUUCACUAAAGCCAGAAAUGAGGCUUUUCCUGCAGCUUCCAAGGUUGUCAGUACUGAUUACCGCAGAAAGACUAGAUGUAUACAACACAGUAGUUCUUGGGGCAGCUAGAUGGCGCUGUGGUUAAAGCACCGGCCCUGGAUUCAGGAGUACCUGAGUUCAAAUCCGGCCUCAGACACUUGACACUUACUAGCUGUGUGACCCUGG